This is a messenger RNA of Ogataea haglerorum, 969 nucleotides long. RefSeq lists its product as uncharacterized. Gene Ontology annotation, biological process: protein phosphorylation; regulation of cytokinesis; mitotic spindle organization. The transcript has a single exon. Gene Ontology annotation, cellular component: spindle midzone; chromosome passenger complex; spindle microtubule. The record is from RefSeq and is a predicted model, not a curated record. Bases 1 to 969 code for a protein of 322 amino acids. Gene Ontology annotation, molecular function: protein kinase activity; ATP binding. Lineage: Eukaryota; Fungi; Ascomycota; Pichiomycetes; Pichiales; Pichiaceae.
AUGGCGGAUAUUGCAAACAGUCCUUUUUGGCCCAUCAAGUCUCCCGUGCGCAAAUCGAUGGACGCUCGCAGCUCUGUUUUUAACCGCCUGUCACUGCGCAAGUCGACUCCCUUGGAAUCUCUGCCAAGACAGCUCCGUAAGAAUUGGAAGAUUAGUGAUUUCGAGCUCGGUCGUAAACUGGGGAAGGGUAAGUUUGGAAAGGUUUAUUGUGUGCGGGAGAUCGAGACAGGGUUUGUAUGCGCAUUGAAGGUCAUGGAUAAGCGCGAGUUGCUAAACUAUAAGGUUGAAAAGCAAUUUGUCAGAGAAAUCGAGAUACAGGCAAACGUGCGCCACGUGAACUGUUUACGCCUCUACGGCUGGUUUCACGAUCACAAAAACGUGUACCUGAUUCUGGAAUACGCGGCUGAGGGAGAACUUUACAAAGUGCUCAAGUCCAAGCGGCGGUUUGAUGACGUCACCGCGUCCUACUACAUCUUUCAAGUAGCCAGUGCACUCAGCUACCUACACAAAAAGCAUAUCGUUCACAGGGACCUUAAACCGGAGAAUAUCCUGCUUCACUUCAACAACCAGAUUAAGCUUUCCGACUUUGGGUGGAGCGUGUACGCCCCUGCCCACUCGAAAAGAACUACUAUGUGCGGCACCCUGGAUUACCUGCCGCCAGAAAUGGUGGAAGCCAAAACUCACGACGAAAAAGUGGACGUGUGGGCAUUAGGAAUCCUGCUCUAUGAGUUCCUGGUUGGUAGGCCUCCCUUUGAAGAGCAGAACUCAAGCACCACAUAUAAACGCAUCGCCAAAGUUGACCUUCGCAUUCCCUCUUUUGUCUCACCAGAUGCCGCCGACCUUAUCCGCAAGCUACUUAAGUACGAGCCAGAGAAGCGCUUCAGACUCUCUGAAGUUGGAAAACACCCUUGGAUACUCAAAAAUCGGCUCCAUUGGCCAUCCACCUUCAUGAGUCUUGAAAAUACCUAA